CGCCUCGUCAAUGGGCUACGGCUAUCACUGUUAUCGACUCUCACAGCCGAAAACCAUCUCAUUUUCUUCUUCCUCUUCGUCUACGGACCGCGGUAUCGUAUCCGUAAAGUUGAAGAAAGUUGUGCCGAGUGGCUCAUGAUUGUUAAACAUGGCAUGAACUGUCAAUUUGCCUUUUUGGGAAGCAAAAAAGAUUUUAUGUUGGCUUCCUCGGCUAUUUUCAGAAGACAACAGUUCUUGAUAAGGUCUCUUGGGGGUUGCACCAAUCAAACCCAUCAGAAAAGAAUGCAAGAAACUAGGGCACUGAGUGGGACUUCCUUGGAAGCCGAUGCUGAGCAUAUUUUGCGAGCAAUUACUCCAACCCUUGAUCUCAAUAAACAUAAAGGCCAGGCUGGAAAGAUAGCUGUUAUUGGCGGGUGUCGUGAAUACACAGGUGCUCCAUAUUUUGCAGCUAUUUCUGCUUUAAAAAUUGGUGCCGAUUUGUCUCAUGUUUUCUGUACAAAAGAUGCCGCUCCAGUCAUAAAAAGCUACAGUCCUGAGUUGAUUGUGCAUCCUGUUCUAGAAGAAUCCUACAGUGUUAGGGAUGAGGACAAGCUAUCCAUAUCCGGCAAGAUUCUUGCUGAGGUUGAUAAGUGGAUGGAAAGAUUCGACUGCCUUGUUGUUGGUCCAGGCCUUGGAAGGGACCCAUUUCUUCUGGACUGUGUUAGCAAAAUCUUGAAGCAUGCAAGACAGUCCAAUGUCCCAAUUGUUAUAGAUGGGGAUGGACUUUUUCUUGUUACGAACAGUCUCGAUCUUGUUAGUGGUUAUCCCUUGGCUGUCCUUACCCCAAAUGUAAAUGAAUAUAAGCGCCUCAUUCAGAAAGUGCUGAAUUGUGAAGUUAAUGAGCAAGACACUCAUGAGCAAUUACUAGCUCUAGCCAAAGGGGUUGGUGGUGUAACCAUCCUACAGAAAGGAAAAUCUGACCUCAUUAGUGAUGGUGUGACAGUAAAAUCAGUUAGCAUCUAUGGUUCUCCAAGACGCUGUGGUGGCCAGGGCGAUAUACUUUCUGGAAGUGUUGCAGUAUUUUUAUCAUGGGCCCGUCAACAUCUUUCAGCUGCAGAAGGGGAUACGAGUAUCAGCAAAAUUAAUCCAACAAUAUUGGGUUGCAUUGCUGGGUCUGCUUUGAUGAGGAAGGCGGCAUCACUUGCUUUUCAGAAUAAGAAAAGGUCUACCCUCACUACUGAUAUCAUCGAGUACUUGGGGACAAGUUUGGAGGAUAUAUGUCCUGCCUGUUGAUGCUGUUGUUUCAUAGUCCGGAGUUCACAGGGUGGGUGGCACCUAGGAGAGAGAGAUUCCUGGGCUGAACCUACUUUCUAUUCUCCCUCCCCCUCUUUUUCUCUCUCUCGCUCCUACUGUGUACACUUUAAUUAAUAAGAGGAGCAGUAAAAGCAGUGUUGAAGAGGUA
This is a messenger RNA of Juglans microcarpa x Juglans regia, 1441 nucleotides long. Its product is annotated as ATP-dependent (S)-NAD(P)H-hydrate dehydratase. Bases 136 to 1272 code for a protein of 378 amino acids. The record is from RefSeq and is a predicted model, not a curated record. Gene Ontology annotation, biological process: metabolite repair. Lineage: Eukaryota; Viridiplantae; Streptophyta; Magnoliopsida; Fagales; Juglandaceae. The transcript is spliced from 12 exons. Gene Ontology annotation, molecular function: ATP-dependent NAD(P)H-hydrate dehydratase activity.